GCUCUGGGGUCGGUACCUGCGCGCCCGCGCCCCGCGCUCCCCCCCCCGCGCCCCGCGCCCCACGCGCGCCCCAGCGUUGGGGGCUUCUCCUCCGCGGCGGGCAUGUCUGGCCGGCCCCGGCAGCACGGCGCGGCCCAGGUCCCCGCGCCCACGACGGGCCAGCGUGCUGGGCCAUGAGCCGGCUGGGCGGCUGGUGUGCGUGGCGGCUCUGCAGCGCGGCGGUUCCCGUGGGGCGGCGCGGGGCGGCGGGCGGGCCGGGCCUGGCGGGAGGCCGCGCCCUGCGGGUGCUGGUGGACAUGGACGGCGUGCUGGCCGACUUCGAGGGCGGAUUCCUCAGGAAGUUCCGCGCGCGCUUUCCCGACCAGCCCUUCAUCGCGCUGGAGGACCGGCGCGGCUUCUGGGUGUCGGAGCAGUACGGCAGCUUGCGGCCAGGGCUGAGCGAGAAGGCCAUCAGCAUUUGGGAGUCAAAGAAUUUCUUUUUUGAACUUGAGCCUCUGCCAGGGGCUGUGGAAGCUGUGAAAGAGAUGGCCAGCCUACAAAACACUGACGUCUUCAUCUGCACAAGCCCCAUCAAGAUGUUCAAGUACUGUCCCUAUGAGAAGUAUGCCUGGGUGGAGAAGUACUUCGGCCCUGACUUUCUGGAGCAGAUUGUGCUGACCAGAGACAAGACCGUGGUCUCUGCUGACCUUCUCAUAGACGACCGGCCAGACAUCACAGGGGCCGAGCCAACCCCCAGCUGGGAGCAUGUCCUCUUCACCGCCUGCCACAACCAGCACCUGCAGCUGCAGCCCCCGCGCCGCAGGCUGCACUCGUGGGCAGACGACUGGAAGGCCAUUCUGGACAGCAAGCGGCCCUGCUGAGCUGGACUGUGCUUCAGGCUCCUCUGUGGGGCUCUGACCUCAGGGCUCCCACCUCGGGGCCUGUGGGGCCAGUACGCUGGUCUGGGAGUCCCUCCUAGACUCCUGGGCCCCAUGACCUCCUGCUGCAUGUCCCUUCCUUUCCCCAGCCCUGCCAGGCCUUAACCUGAUCACGGGGCAGGGCUGGGCCCUCUGGGCGAUUGGACAUAGACACGUGGUCCCAGGCCAUUCAGCCUGACCUCAGGCAGCAGGCUGCAAGCUGCCAGAAGCCCAGGGGCUCAGGACAGGGAGGAGUUGAGGCCACUGUUCAGGGGGCUGGUGGCCGUCUCCACUCCCUAGGCAAGUUCUCUGAGGCAGAAGGGGGUUCCCUGUUCCCAGAGUCUGCAGCCGUCAGCAAGGAGGACCAGGAACCCGGCGACUGAGGUGCUUCCAGGUGGGGACGAGCCCCUCAUGGUCUCAGCCACAGCACCCCUUAUUCCAGCUGCCCUGCCCAACCUGCUCACCCCACAUGACCUUCUGUGUAUUCAGCAAACACUCACUAGGUAACAGCGGCCACCAGGCUCUGUGCUGGGGGACGAUACUGGCCCUGGCCUCAACCAGCUCAGAGGUUUCUCACACCUCUGUUCCCAGGGCCCCGCUCAGGGCCCAGCAGAGAGUCCGUAGGCUUGAACAUGUGUUGAGUGCAUGAAAAAUAAAUCCUGUUCAUGUGUGUA
This is a messenger RNA of Pongo pygmaeus (Bornean orangutan), 1570 nucleotides long. RefSeq names its product 5',3'-nucleotidase, mitochondrial (gene NT5M). Lineage: Eukaryota; Metazoa; Chordata; Mammalia; Primates; Hominidae. The record is from RefSeq and is a predicted model, not a curated record. Gene Ontology annotation, biological process: pyrimidine deoxyribonucleotide catabolic process. Gene Ontology annotation, cellular component: mitochondrion. Bases 174 to 860 code for a protein of 228 amino acids. The transcript is spliced from 5 exons. Gene Ontology annotation, molecular function: 5'-nucleotidase activity.